AUGCUUCAGUUUGCCAAGAAGAACCAUAUACGAGUCCGAGGGCACAAUGUGUUAUGGGAAGAUCCCAAGUUUCAGCAAGGGUGGAUCAAUUCACUCUCUUCAAAUAAUCUUUCCAAGGUCUCCAUGGAUAGGAUCAACUCCAUAAUUUCAAGGUACAGAGGGCAAGUCAUUGGCUGGGUGCACUUCAAUGUCUUUCAGAGCAAAUUAGGGCAAAAUGCAUCUGCAGUUUUCUAUAACUUGCCUCAGAAGAUUGAUAGAACUUCGGCAUUGUUCUUGAACGACUAUAAUACCAUUGAAGACUGUAUAGAUGCUGAUUCUACACUAGCUAAGUACCCGCGAAAGCUGAGAGCUAUUAAGGCAUUUCCUGGUAUUGGAAAUUUGAAAUUGGGUAUUGAACUUGAAUCCCAUUUCAGUAGUGCUGCUCCAAAUCUUGCUUAUAUGAGGGCUUCCAUUGAUACACUUGCGGCUACCAAGUUGCCCAUUUGGCUCGGAGAAGUACAUGUUCAAAGCGGCCCCUAUCAGGUGAUAAGAUUUUAA
This is a messenger RNA of Hevea brasiliensis (rubber tree), 537 nucleotides long. Its product is annotated as endo-1,4-beta-xylanase 5-like. Gene Ontology annotation, molecular function: hydrolase activity, hydrolyzing O-glycosyl compounds. The coding region runs from base 1 to 537 and encodes 178 amino acids. The transcript has a single exon. The record is from RefSeq and is a predicted model, not a curated record. Gene Ontology annotation, biological process: carbohydrate metabolic process. NCBI's taxonomy places the organism in Eukaryota, Viridiplantae, Streptophyta, Magnoliopsida, Malpighiales, Euphorbiaceae.